Molecule: messenger RNA, 483 nt
Organism: Saprolegnia parasitica CBS 223.65
Lineage: Eukaryota; Oomycota; Saprolegniomycetes; Saprolegniales; Saprolegniaceae
Exons: 2
Coding region: 1-483 (160 amino acids)
Source: RefSeq, a predicted model, not a curated record
AUGGCAAUUCGUGCCUCAUGGUCGCCACACGCAACGAGCGCUUGGAUCUCGUGUGCGCGCUCCUUGCAGUUGAAGAAACCAACAUCAACGUUGCCAACGAGGUACUCUUCUACGCCAACAGAUACGACCUCAGGACGCUGUGUCCAGGCCGGCGACACGGCGCUCACGAUCGCAUGUGAACGAGCCAACUACGCGAUCACCGAGCUCCUUGUCGCGCAUCCGACGUUGGACGUCAACCACCGGCGCAAGGAUCAUCGACCUGCGUACCGCGUCGCUCGAAAGAAGGGCGCGCGUAGCAUUAUGCUGCUGCUCACGACUCACCCCGCGUUUAAAAUGCCGCUUGACGCCGACGAGGAUGAGAUCGGCGGCCACAACUGGACGGUCCGAGGCUGCCUUCAAGACAUUGGCGCCUGCUUUCUCAUCAUGGGCGAAAUUCUGAACCCCUUUGCCUGGUGCUGCCUCGCGUACGCCCUCUCUGAUUAG